Messenger RNA from Entrophospora candida, 340 nucleotides. The record is from the annotation of a GenBank genome assembly. Lineage: Eukaryota; Fungi; Glomeromycota; Glomeromycetes; Entrophosporales; Entrophosporaceae.
ACCAAAUCAUAAACAAAAUAUUGAUAAGGAUACAUCUUUCUAUGCAAAAGUAAAUCAACAUAAAUGCAUUUGUUUAAGUGAAAAGGAUUAUCAAAACCUCUGUAAUAAGGCUGUGAGUAUUGAACAAUUAACACAAAGAAUCAAUGAUCUAGAAACAGAAUUGGGUGCAUAUAUGAUUGAAGUGGAAAAAUCACAUAACAAUGAGUCAGGCACUUCUACUAGUGGUAUAAACACCCUUGCAAACAUUGGAACAAGUGCCACAUAUCAAACAGUAUAUAAUAAGUUGGAAAAGUUUGUUGAAACACAUGAAGAGACAGUACGAGUAUAUGUUAAGAAAUCA